Molecule: messenger RNA, 1096 nt
Organism: Elaeis guineensis (African oil palm)
Lineage: Eukaryota; Viridiplantae; Streptophyta; Magnoliopsida; Arecales; Arecaceae
Product: reticulon-like protein B23
Source: RefSeq, a predicted model, not a curated record
GAAUAAAAGGAGAGAGAGAGAGUAUAAGAAAAGAGGAGAAGAGAGACGCUCUGCAGAAUUUUGACCUGGCCCUGAUCCGACGACCUGGAAACUCCGGCCCGGGCUUCUUCUGGGAAGGAAAAAGGGAGAAAAAUCUCUGGGCAUUCAUUUCCCGACUUCAGGAUUCUUCGAUAAAGGUUUAACGCGCCGAGUCGGACAGGGGCAGCAGCGGGCGGUGGCGGCCGGUGAAUCGAACGCGGCGAGAGAAGUUAGGGUUUGGGCCGCUGCUCUUUUUAUCAGACGAGAGAUGGAGGAUGAGGCGGAGGGGGGACGGGUGGAGGUGGGGCGGCCGGCGGUGGUGCUGGUGUGCGGGAGCCUAAUCUACUACCACUGCGCGUACCGGGAGUCAAGCCUCCUCUCCCUCCUCUCUGACGUCCUCAUCGUCCUUCUGUGCUCCCUCGCCAUCCUCGGCAUGCUCUUCCGCCAGAUGAACAUCUCGGUACCUGUAGAUCCUCUUGAAUGGCAGAUUUCUCAGGACACAGCCAAUACAAUUGCUGCAUGCUUGGCUAAUACAAUAGGGGCUGCAGAGUCUGUGUUAAGGGUUGCUGCAACAGGACAUGACAAGAGGCUAUUUUUUAAGGUGGUGGUUAUUCUAUACCUCCUAUCAGCUUUGGGACGAGUCGCUUCGGGUGCUACGGUGGCUUAUGCUGGAUUGUGCUUGCUCUGUCUGUACACUUUUGCCCAAAAUUCUGAACUGAUCAAUAGAUUCACUUCUCGGUUUUCCAAAAGAAGAGACUCUGCGGGUGGAGCUCAGGAUGCCAUAUAAUGGUUAAAUUUACAACAUUCUGGCCCCUACCUAGUCUGAUUUCUAGAGGCAAUAUUUCCUUUGGAUAGAUUGAAGACAGCAUCCAAGUUUCAUCCGUAAUUGGUUUGAUUGCAUGACAUGUAACUUGUCAAUGCAAAAGCAUCUGGAUAUCCAUUUGUGGGUGUUUGAUUUUUUUCUAUCUAUAUUUCUUCUUGUUAUUUCCUGAAAACAGUCAAAUUUCAGCUUGCAGAUCUAUAUCUUCUUGGUAAUAAUUAUUAGCUUGCAGUCCUCUUAUUGGAAUUUGUUUCAGUU